Messenger RNA from Cetraspora pellucida, 309 nucleotides. The record is from the annotation of a GenBank genome assembly. Lineage: Eukaryota; Fungi; Glomeromycota; Glomeromycetes; Diversisporales; Gigasporaceae.
AUGUCAACAAAUAUUUUAGGAAAUUUAUAUACCAACAUAGAACAUGAAAGACAAGAAGCCUUAAAAGUCAUGGUUACUCAACUAAUCAAUGAUAUUAAGACAUUACAAUCUUCGUAUCAAAAGUUAAAAAUUAAGGAAAAUGAUUGCAAAUGGUGGCAGAACAAGGUUUUACCAACUGUCAAUUCUGAGAGAUCUGAAGCUAAUAUAUUGUCUUGGAAAUCAAGUGAUGAUGUACAUGGAUGCUUAGAAAACUUGGAUACAAUGAUGGAAGAGGAAGAAAAAACCUACCUUCAAAUGGUUGCUAAAAAG